Trypanosoma conorhini is the source of this 2865-nucleotide messenger RNA. RefSeq lists its product as uncharacterized. Gene Ontology annotation, cellular component: nucleus. The record is from RefSeq and is a predicted model, not a curated record. Gene Ontology annotation, molecular function: protein binding; mRNA binding. Gene Ontology annotation, biological process: mRNA 3'-end processing. The coding region runs from base 1 to 2865 and encodes 954 amino acids. Lineage: Eukaryota; Euglenozoa; Kinetoplastea; Trypanosomatida; Trypanosomatidae. The transcript has a single exon.
AUGGAGGAUGACAACCUGCGGGAUCUGAUGAACCGCUUGCGGUUUGCCACGGGCAAGGUCGUGGAGGCGCCCAUGCCAGAGGUCACCGCCACCUGCAUCGGUGAACAGUGCCGCUUGGUGCUUCAACAGGCACUAUGUCGUCAUCCUGCCCUAGGCAUGUUGCAAAAUACAAGGAAUGAACUCAAGAAGCAUGUCAUGGAACAACUGCAACAUUCGCUGCAGACGGAGGCGGCGAUUUCAGAUGAUGUGGGCCGUCUGCUUGGGUGGAUCAAUGAGACGUCCGAGUCGCUGGAGAUGGAGCGGUUAUCCGCCGUUUACAGUGACACGGAGCAAGCAUAUCAUCUCAUGAAGCGCCACAUGCUUGAGGAGUUGGGCAUUGAAACGCUUCCAAAGCAGUUACAAUGUGUUGCUGGUGAUCUCUCUCCAUGGAACUUAUUGUUCACCCUCGUCGUUGGUCCCCUCUUAAGCUUUGAUGAGACACGGUAUAGGCGGGUGGAGAUGUACAUUCCAAACCCGACACAAUCCAUGGUCACUGAUCUUAUGGAAAUUAACAAGAAUGUGUAUAGUACCCUAUCCUGGGUAUCACUGCUAAACAGUCUUGCGAGUUUUCCAAUUAAAACUGUCAGACAUGUAUGGUCAGCCGCGCUGUUCUUCUUUCCAACAAGUGGACCUUUGGCGGUUGCCUACUUGACGCGAGAAAUAACAGAGGCUGCAAAAAGACGUUUUCUUUGGGAGGAGAGGGACGAGGAUGAUGCGAAGGAAACUUAUCGUUCCUAUUGUCGUAUCUUGAAUUGUUUCUUUCGUCAUCUCCCAUUAUGUUUUAAUGUUGAGAUGUUUCGUCUCUUUAUAGACUUUUUGGAGCGUUUUAUCCGUCCGGACGAUGCCACGUUGGAUGCUGUUUUUAGGACUGCGCUGCAGCAGUAUAUUGGGCACUGCCCUGCAAGCACGGAGGUGUGGAAGAAAUACAUCCGCUGGAAAGGCGACAAAAUUCGUGACGCACACCUGCGACGUGAGUGGGUUCGAAAAAUGUACAUCCGGGUGCUUCGAACUCCCCUAAACGGCCUCAACGAGGUAAAGGAGGACUACGAUUUCUUUUUGAAGGCUGAAUACAGAGGACGACCCCCGACUGAGGGUCGCCUAGAGGAGCGGUUUGUGCGCGCGCGCGGGGCUGCCGGAGAAUUGAACAGAUUCAUAGGGGCAUGCUGCAAUACUCAUGGCGGCGAUGCUCUGCCGAGGCUGUUGUACCUCCCGCGCCCGGUCCGAUUGACGGCGAACAACACCUCUCUCGUUGUGGUGUCGGAGAAGGAGGAGAUUAUGCGUCGAUUGGAGGUGGAACUCUGGGCUCAAUGGACCUCCUUGAUUGACCGAGAGACUGGGUCUUCUGCCUACACGGGCAUGGAGUUGUUUGGUUACGAACGUGUCCGAUUUUUUCUUGCGAUGCGGGCCAGCUUUUUCCCGCACCAGUCCUUUUCGUGGACUAGCCUUGUCGACUACUGCCUUGGGCAACAGCCGCUUCUUUCAGAGGCCGAGCGACAAGCAUUGGCGAGGGAAGUUCUUGAAAAGGCCUCUUUCUUGUUAACCAGAAACUUUUUCCUGCAAGUCUCGUAUUGUGAUUAUAUGCUACGUGACCUUGCGGACCCCGAGUGUGCGCACCGAUCUAUUAAGGGGUUGCUUCUGCAACAACGCCACUCUGUUGUGGGGUACAUUAAAAAAGAGUCACUUGCCUCCCUUGCAACGGCGACGACAGCACUGGAGCGUGUUGCCUUGCUCGCCGUAAACUGGAUGCGAUGGGGUAGUUUAAACAAGGAGGUGACGAACACUCAACAUGUUCGAUUGGUGGCACGCUUCACAAUGCAUCGCGUGGACUUUCUCUCAUUGGUUAUGGGUGUCAUUCGACGCGCGUCUAAGGAGGAGCGAACUUACUCUCCGCGUCGCUGUCUGCAGGCAUUUAACACGUUUUGCCGCUUUUGGAUAGAACUCGAGCUUAUUCGAAAUCAGGCCCAGGCAGAGGCUGCUGUUAUACUUGAGCGAUGGAAGGACCAUUUGAACAUGUUUUGCAGUUCUGCCAAACACAAGGGAUGGAGUCUACUAGACUGUGGCGUUGACGAAGACUUUACCUCCAGCUGCGCCAAUGUGUGCCGUAGUGACGCCUCAGCGGUGCAGCAGGUUUUGGGGUUCAUGGAGGAAGUAAGGCUUACCGCCACAAGGGCCUCCUCUUUUUCGCCGGCGGAUGUGGAGUCGCUUCUGGCGAAUAUAAGAGGAAUUAGAGACAUGUUCUUUGUUGUGGACGCGGAUGCUGAGAGCCUCCCGGCUUCCACACUGCCACUUCAUCUAUUUAGUACGCGGGCACGGGGUGCAACAAUUCCGCUGCAGACGUAUGAUCAUCAUUUGUUUUCGGCGGAGGGGGCGUGGCACGAGGAGGGAGAAGCGUGCGUGCUGCCUGCGGGGGAAGUGGGGGAGGGAGGCAGUGCGGCUAUGCACACAGCGAUGGCGCCCUCGGUGGAAGCGAUGCCGGAAGACGCGCGUUGGGUUCCUCAUGCGCCGGCGCGAGCUUGCACUGCCGCAGAAAAUCCACGAAGUGCUCAGAGGGGGAGCAAUGAACAGGAAGUGAGGCCACGAAGAAACAAACGACCACCUAAUAGGCGCUGCUUGGUUGUAGAGAGUGUGUGCCUUAGGGAUUUGCCUACCACCAUCCACUCCUUUGGGACUACGGCCGCAUCCGACGCACUCCUGCUGCGAAAGGUGGAACAGAUGUUGACGAUGUACCUGCCAUCAACGUAUGAGACGGACGUCUUAUUUCGAGAAAUGACGGUUAACACGGACUGGCUGCUCCAGUUUAUGGAACGCAUGCCCGCGAUGCGGUAA